Molecule: messenger RNA, 2541 nt
Organism: Esox lucius (northern pike)
Lineage: Eukaryota; Metazoa; Chordata; Actinopteri; Esociformes; Esocidae
Gene: igfbp7
Product: insulin-like growth factor binding protein 7
Exons: 5
Coding region: 57-854 (265 amino acids)
Biological process (GO): regulation of cell growth; regulation of signal transduction
Cellular component (GO): extracellular region
Molecular function (GO): insulin-like growth factor binding
Source: RefSeq, a predicted model, not a curated record
UCCACAGUAUGAGAUAGUCGUUCUACAGAAUCGCCACUCCGAACCCAUCAAGCAACAUGUUGGUGUUCUUCUCCCUUGUCGUGUCUUUGUCACUUGCGUCCGCAACGGCGAACCGUGUGCCGCGCAGCUGUGGGGCUUGCGAACUCAGCCUGUGCGACCCUAUACCAGAAGAGGGCUGCAAGUUUGGCACGAUUUUCGACUCCUGUGGGUGCUGUUCAUUUUGCGCGUCUGGAGAGGGAGAGCCAUGCGGGGGACGCGGAUCCACGGCCAAGCGUUGCGCCUCUGGGCUGGAGUGCGUAAAGAGCGACAAGGACAAGAAGACGAAGUUCGGCGUUUGCGCAUGCAAGACCAACUACGAAGUGUGUGGUUCAGACGGAGUGACAUAUAAAACUGGCUGUGAAUUGAAAGUAGAAAGUCUGAAAGCCUUGAGCGAGGAAAGGCCGGAAGUCAGAAUCCUAAAUAAAGGGAAAUGCGCAAAAGCACCUGUCAUUGUGACACCCCCCGGCGAGAUCUACAAUGUCACUGGCUCUCAGGUCUACCUGAGCUGUGAGGCCAGUGGAAUCCCCACACCUGUGGUCACCUGGAAGAAGGUCACCAGUGGAAAACAGAGAACGGACCUGCUUCCAGGGGACAGGGAAAAUCUGGCAGUCCAGAUCCGUGGAGGACCCGAGAAACACGAGGUCACCGGCUGGGUCCUGAUUUCACCUCUCUCCGAAGAAGAGGCGGGCUCGUACGAGUGUAGCGCUGUUAACGCUAAAGGAGAAGCCUCGGCGGUGGGGACCAUUCACGUGGUGGAGUCCAUCGAUGACAUCCCUGUCAAGAAAGUGACUAAGGAUGGCGACUCAGAGGAGUAGGGCCACAAGUGGCACCUCCUGUCCGGACCAGGAGAGGAGGGAGCAACCCCACUGCCCCGCCACUGACCCGAAGAGGAGCAACGCCACAUCUAGCAACACGCAGAGAUCAGAUUUCAAUUUGACCAAUCACGUUCAGAGUGCUGUGUCCGCACGACUAAACCGGCUUAUCUCACGUCAUCAAACGUUGCCAUCUUAGACAGCCCCCCACGAUACGCUUAAUAGCACGGCGUUUCACGUGUCUGCUUCACCCUUCCUCACCCCUCCUCCUCUUCUUCUUCAUGUAGGUUGCCAUCUUCUUUUGAAUCAUUUGUGCUCUUUAAAUCAAACUUCUAUCUCAUCAGGAAUACUAGCCUGGACGUUGGACUGCUUCUGCACUCAAAUAUAAUUGCAAGACAAUCACUGGUUGGCCGAGGCGAAAAUACUGAUAGCCAGGCAAAAAAUAACUAAAAUGGCAAAGUAAAUAUUUUAUUAAUAUUAAUAAAUUGAAAGACAUUACAUCAAGUCCCUUAUUAACUACACAUUAUAAAUGUCAUUGUGUUUCCAUAGGUGUUGCUAUGUUAUUACCAGGUUAAACAGCAUCAGUUAUAACAUCUGUAAUUACACAUCUACUUGCUGACGGUUUUGUCACAAACAGUGUGUAACGUUGUCUUGCCCCGCUGUGUUACCCCUUGGAUGAUGUUGCAAUCUCACGUUUGGACGUCACACGUCACGUGAAUAACUCAAACUAAAACCUGUCCGUGUUAAAUGUUCCUGCUCGAUGAGACUCCCUUCAGAUCCACAGCUAACAUCGGGUUGGAAAUCUGAAUGCGCGUUCUCAAUGUUUCCCACACGGCCCCGCCUGGAGGACUGGCGUGAGUACCGGGUCUCUAAGGCAAGAGGCAUCCUUCCAUCAAAUGUAAACAAAAUCCCCCAUAGUUAUCGGACAAUAUUGUGCAUGAUGUAUGUACUGACACCAACCAAGUCCCCUCCCUGAUUUCAUUGUGUGGGACAAAUGAGGUACUGUUACCAUUUAUAAUAGUACAAAGUUAAUUAUGGCACAUAAGACAUUAAGUGGGUGUUUUGCACAGUCCUUAAUUCAAUAAACAAAUAAACCCUGUUACCAUAUAAUUACAUAUGUCUAACCCUGUUACCAUGUAAUUACAUAGCAUUACUCCUAAACCCUGUUACCAUGUAAUUACACUGCAAUUUCUUGUUGACUACGUUGUUACUACAGGUAUUACUGUAGUUACAAAAAUCAUGAAUUAAGAAAUUCUAAUUUGUAUAUUGUAAUAUUUCUAAGCCAACCUCUCUUCUCUUUGACAUCCCUGAAAAGUACACAUCUUUUGUUUCCGUGACACGGCCCUUGGAACGCCACGAAGAGCCUUCACAGAUGCUGAUGGCCCAACAUCUAAAGCCUAGAAUCCCAGCGCUUAUAACAGCGGUAUAGCAACCAAGCCAGGUAUAGGAUGUGGGGGGUGAAUUUAUCAGAAGGUACAUUGACUGAAGUGGGACACGGUUGAGAAAGAAAAAUCUGUUGUGGUGUUACAGAUCCAAGGUGCUAUUUCUAGAAGUUGCCAACACAUUCAGUUUUCUACAUGUAUGAUUUGUUGUGCUCACGUGGAUACGGCUUACUAACUCUGGUGUUACAAUGUGACUUGUGCUGUAUACCACUAACAAUAAAACAAACUACAAGUUGUGGCUAUUUGAA